AAAAUCAAGAAUUGGUAUCGUGUUCUGGCCCAUUUGACAGAUUUACAAUUGAAAGUGAAGCAGAUAUGAAGAAGGCAUCGGCAGUGGCCGGGGGCGGCAGGGACAGGCUAGGAUCUACAGGAUCUACAGGUUCGUUUACGACGCCAAGUAGUGGAAAUAGAAUAUCAGGCGCUCCUGAUAUAGCUAUAGUGGAUCAUCGACUAUUGACGUAAAAAUAGAUUGGCUGGUAAAAAUUGUAAAAGAAAUAAAAGAUGAAACAGCAUGUAAGAAGGAAAUUAAAAUGAUGGUUAAGGAAAUAGUUCGAGAAGAAUUGGGAAUUGUUAAGCAGGAACUGCUAGAAGAGUUGAAAAGAAUGAUACAGGGAGAAGUAUGUGGAGAGAAAAAGAAAGAGAAUGUUAUAAUUAUCAAACCCAAGAUUCAACAAGAGAGUGAAGUUACAAAAAAAUUGAUAAAAGAAAAGGUAGAUAUCAAAAACAUGGCGAUGGGAAUAACGAAGCUAAAAAAAGGAAGCAAGGGGACAGUGAUCAUGGGUUGUGAAACUGGAGAAGAAAUGAAAACGUUGAAAGCCACAGUGCAGGACAAACUAGGAGAAAAUUUCAAAGUUACGGAAUCACCGCAGAUGAAGCCCAAAACAAAAAUUAUCAAUGUUAGCGAAGAAGAAAUGAUAUUGGAUGAUGAUGACUUAAUAACUACAAUUAAGAAGCAGAAUAGAAUUGAUGCAAUAAAUGAUGGAUUCCAAAUGCGAAUAGUAAAAAAAUAGUUACAGAAAAAAGAAAUGAUAAUAAUCAACUUAGAAGAAGAGAAAAAGAAGAAGGUUCGAUAAUAAUUGAAGUAGA
Messenger RNA from Formica exsecta, 836 nucleotides. RefSeq lists its product as uncharacterized. NCBI's taxonomy places the organism in Eukaryota, Metazoa, Arthropoda, Insecta, Hymenoptera, Formicidae. The coding region runs from base 281 to 760 and encodes 159 amino acids. The record is from RefSeq and is a predicted model, not a curated record. The transcript has 2 exons.